AUGUGGUAUUUCUGCAAUAUUCUCUUUAAGGGGAGAAUAUUAUGGAGGAGAUUUAACGUUAAUUUUGAUCGAAUAAAAUUUUUUAAAAAUUUUUUUAGAAUAAAUAAACUAAUCAAAAUUGUAUUUAAAAAAAGUAUGGAACCCUUCAAUCGAGUUAGGCUUGAAGAGGAAGAAUAUGUUUUACUUAAGGCUAUUAUUUAUUCACAUAUGGUUACUAACGGAUUAAGUCAAAAUGGACAAAAAAUAUUGUUAGCUGAGGCAGAAAAAUAUUCUGGAAUUUUAUUGAAGGUUUUACAGAACAAUUACGGACCAAUACCAGGUGCCAGAAGAUACACAGAAUUACUCCAAUUAAUUGAAUUUUGCUUUAAUCACGCAAAAUAUCAUAGUCUUCUACUCAAUUACAUCGCUUUUGUUCAUGAUCGUGGUCAAUUUCAUAAUGUAAUGCCAAAAGCACUUGCCGAUCUCUGCCUGCGAGGAAAUGUUAAAUUACCCGAACUAGAACAACUUUGAGAAUUAUCAUUUUUAUAAACUUUUUAAAAAAUAUUUUCAUUUCAAAUAUUCCUAUUUUUAUACACUUUUUAAUUAAAUAUAACAAUCAGAUAU
Meloidogyne enterolobii is the source of this 603-nucleotide messenger RNA. The record is from the annotation of a GenBank genome assembly. NCBI's taxonomy places the organism in Eukaryota, Metazoa, Nematoda, Chromadorea, Rhabditida, Meloidogynidae.